This is a messenger RNA of Nezara viridula (southern green stink bug), 429 nucleotides long. The record is from the annotation of a GenBank genome assembly. Lineage: Eukaryota; Metazoa; Arthropoda; Insecta; Hemiptera; Pentatomidae.
AUGGUUUUAAUUAACGACCGAACAGGGGAGUGUGGGAAAGAACAAUCACGAACUAUGGAACUCAUCACGAACGGAGGCACCAUUCAGGAACGAACCCUUCAUGGAGCGUUUUUCACACGAGCACAAAACGGUCCCAAACAGUCGGUGAGCCAAGGGCUUUCCCACUCACGAGCGACCUCCUUCUACAUCCCCAACCGCAGUCGGCGGAGUAGCCCUGACCUCCAGGAGUAUGUGGGAACUCCACAAUGGGACCUUUCUUACCUGCCCCAGGAACCACCUGUUCCUUUAUGCUUCAGGUACCUGCAUUCUGCUUUCUGGGCUAUUUCCACAUCCUCAACCGACUUUCAUCAUUAUCUUUGGGGGAGGAAAGGGUUUCGUCACGUUUCAAAGAACGAACAGCGCAUCAAGCAUGAUGAUAAACGACAACAA